Lathyrus oleraceus (garden pea) is the source of this 1470-nucleotide messenger RNA. RefSeq names its product probable indole-3-pyruvate monooxygenase YUCCA10. Bases 91 to 1245 code for a protein of 384 amino acids. Gene Ontology annotation, molecular function: NADP binding; flavin adenine dinucleotide binding; monooxygenase activity. The record is from RefSeq and is a predicted model, not a curated record. The transcript has 4 exons. Lineage: Eukaryota; Viridiplantae; Streptophyta; Magnoliopsida; Fabales; Fabaceae.
ACUAUUUGUUCACUUGUGCUUUAUUUCCUUCUAAUCAAAUUUUUUCUAUAACCUUAUACACAUAACAAAAACCGAUCAAGAAAACAGAAAAUGAAGAAAGAGAAUCAAACAGUGAUCAUUGUUGGAGCAGGCCCUUCUGGUCUCUCUGUAGCAGCAUCCUUAACAAACCAAUCCAUUCCUUACAUAAUCCUCGAAAGAGAAAACUGUUUUGCGUCUCUAUGGAAAAAAUAUGCAUACGACCGUCUUCAUCUUCACCUCAAAAAGCAAUUUUGUGAGCUUCCACAUAAGCCAUUUCCACCUUCCUUUCCAUCAUACAUUCCUAAGGAAAAGUUUUUGCAGUAUUUAGAAGACUAUGUAUCUCACUUCAAGAUCAAUCCUGUGUAUCAUAGGACAGUGGAGUAUGCGGAGUUUGAUGAAGGCUGUGAGAAAUGGAAGGUGAAGGCUGUGAAUAAGGAUUCCGGUGAAGUUGAGGAAUACGAUGGAAGGUUUUUGGUUGUGGCUAGUGGUGAAACCAGUGACCCUUUUGUACCUGAGAUUGAAGGGUUGAAGAGUUUUGGUGGGAAGGUGAUUCAUUCAACCAGGUUUAAGAAUGGGAAAGAGUUUAAAGAUGAGCAUGUUCUUGUUGUUGGGUCUGGGAAUUCUGGUAUGGAAAUUGCAUUGGAUCUUAUCAACCAUGGUGCUAAAACUUCAAUCCUCGUUCGAAGCCCGGUUCAUAUAUUGUCAAAAGGAAUGCUGAAUUUAGGGUUAUUUAUGAUGAAGUAUUUGUCAAUGAAGAUAGUGGAUUCAUUAAUGGUGAUGCUUAGUAAACUGGUUUAUGGUGAUAUGACUAAUUAUGGAGUUGGUAGGCCUAAUGAGGGACCUUUUUACAUGAAAGUUAAGUACGGCAAGUAUCCAGUUGUUAAUGUUGGAACCUAUCAGAAAAUUAAAUCUAAAGAGUUAAAGGUGUUGCCAACGGAGAUAGAAUGCUUAAGUGGCAAUAAUGUGUUGUUCAAGAAUGGUGAAUUGCAUACUUUUGACUCUAUUAUUUUCUGCACUGGUUUCAAGAGAUCCACACAUAAGUGGCUUAAGGGAGAUGAUUAUCUUUUGAGUGAUGAUGGUAUUCCGAAGCAAAGUUACCCUUUUCAUUGGAAGGGAAAGAAUGGUUUGUAUUGUGUUGGAUUAUCAAGGAGGGGCUUAUAUGGAGCUGCUCAAGAUGCUGAAAAUGUAGCAAAUGAUGUUAGAUCCAUCAUGCAAGAAAUUGUAUGAUCAUAUAUGGCAUUAUUGUCAUGAUUCUUGAUUAGCUUCCAAUUGGUGUUAGAGAUGGAAUUUAGAGGAUUUAGACAUUUGGUAUAAUAAGUUGUGGGUUUGAAUUCACAAUUCUCUAGUAAUAGUAGUAUCUACUAUAUUGGCAUUAUGAUAUUUAUUUGUACUUCGUCUUAUUUGAAAAUGUUUAAUAUCACAGAGGAACAUAGAUUGUUCCAUUUUGUUUAA